GUUGGGCCGCCCACGUGACUCCAGAAAGGCGGAGACAGGCGAGCUGGAGGGAGGACUGACAGGCCUCCCGGAGGGAGGUGAGGAGGGGGGCGAACUGAAUAAUUGAGGAGCUGUUCAGCAGCAGCGGCUGCCUCCUGCCUUCCUUUGCCUCCACCGCUCCGCAUCAUAGUGGGAGAGACAGAAUCUGGCGCUGUAAGUGCAGACGGCUAGCCACCAGUCCCUGCAGCGAGUUCAUCUCCUCCAGCUCUCCGACAUUCAUGCCCAGGAGAAGACUGCUUUGGGUCCCUCUGGACCUUUCCUAAAAAGAAGAUCCCCACUCACUAGAUGAGUUCCAGAAGCAUCCACUAAGGCUUCCAUAGCUCGCUUCUUUCAGUUGACCUUCACCGUAACCCCUCUCACACAGGAUGAGUGGCUUCCUUGCCUCCCUGGACCCCCGGCGGGUGCAGUGGGGGGCAGCCUGGUAUGCCAUGCACUCCAGGAUCCUGCGCACCAAACCAGUGGAGUCGAUGCUGGAGGGAACUGGGGCCACCACAACCCAUGGCACCAAGCUAGCCAAGGUGCUCACCACCAUGGACCUCAUCUCACUUGGCGUUGGCAGCUGCGUGGGCACAGGGAUGUACGUGGUGUCUGGUCUGGUGGCCAAGGAAAUGGCAGGACCUGGUGUCAUUGUGUCCUUCAUCAUUGCAGCUGUUGCAUCCAUAUUAUCAGGUGUCUGCUAUGCAGAGUUCGGAGUCCGUGUUCCCAAGACAACAGGGUCGGCCUACACCUACAGCUACGUCACUGUCGGAGAAUUCGUGGCAUUUUUCAUUGGCUGGAACCUGAUCCUGGAGUACCUGAUUGGCACUGCAGCCGGUGCCAGUGCUCUGAGCAGCAUGUUCGACUCCUUGGCAAACCACACCAUCAGCCGCUGGAUGGUGGACACUGUGGGAACCCUCAAUGGCCUAGGGAAAGGUGAAAAAUCAUACCCUGACCUUCUGGCUCUAGUAAUUGCUGUGAUUGUCACCAUCAUUGUUGCGCUGGGGGUGAAGAAUUCCGUGGGCUUCAACAACGUCCUCAACGUGCUGAAUCUGGCAGUAUGGGCAUUCAUCAUGAUUGCAGGCCUCUUCUUCAUCAAUGGGAAAUACUGGGCUGAGGGCCAGUUUUUGCCCCACGGCUGGUCAGGGGUGCUGCAAGGAGCAGCCACGUGUUUCUAUGCUUUCAUUGGCUUUGACAUCAUUGCCACCACUGGAGAGGAAGCCAAGAAUCCCAACACGUCCAUCCCUUAUGCCAUCACCGCCUCUUUGGUCAUCUGCCUGACAGCAUACGUAUCUGUGAGCAUAAUCUUAACUCUGAUGGUGCCAUUCUAUGCCAUCGACACGGAAUCCCCGCUCAUGGAGAUGUUUGUGGCUCAUGGGUUCUAUGCUGCAAAAUUCGUAGUAGCCAUUGGGUCAGUUGCAGGACUGACAGUCAGUUUGCUGGGCUCUCUCUUCCCAAUGCCAAGGGUCAUUUAUGCCAUGGCUGGUGAUGGGCUCCUUUUCAGGUUCCUGGCUCAUGUGAGCACCUACACAGAGACACCAGUGGUGGCCUGCAUUGUAUCGGGGUUCCUAGCAGCUCUCCUCUCGUUAUUAGUCAGCCUGAAAGACCUAAUAGAGAUGAUGUCCAUCGGCACACUCCUUGCCUACACCUUGGUCUCUGUCUGCGUCUUGCUCCUUCGAUACCAACCAGAGAGUGACAUUGAUGGUUUUGUCAAGUUCUUGUCCCAGGAGCACACAAAGAAGAAGGAGGGCAUCCUGGCGGACUGUGAGAAGGAAGUUUGUUCUCCUGUGAGUGAAGGGGAAGAGUUUUCUGGCCCAGCCACCAACACAUGCGGGGCCAAGAACCUACCAUCCCUGGGAGACAACGAGAUGCUCAUAGGCAAGUCGGACAAGUCCACCUACAAUGUGAACCACCCCAACUACGGCACUGUGGAUAUGACCACAGGCAUCGAAGCCGACGAAUCUGAAAACAUUUAUCUCAUCAAGUUAAAGAAGCUGAUAGGGCCCCGCUACUACACCAUGAGGAUCCGGCUGGGCCUUCCAGGCAAAAUGGACCGGCCCACAGCAGCUACAGGGCACACGGUGACCAUCUGCGUGCUCCUGCUCUUCAUCCUCAUGUUCAUCUUCUGCUCCUUCCUCAUAUUUGGUUCCGACCACAUCUCAGAGCGGAGCUGGUGGGCCAUCCUGUUGGUCGUUUUGAUGGUGCUGCUGAUUGGCGCCCUGGUGUUCGUGAUCCUGCAGCAACCAGAGAACCCCAAAAAGCUACCCUACAUGGCUCCCUGCCUCCCCUUCGUGCCUGCCUUUGCCAUGCUGGUGAACAUUUAUCUCAUGCUAAAGCUCUCCACCAUCACAUGGAUCCGGUUUGCAGUCUGGUGCUUUGUGGGUAUGCUCAUUUAUUUUGGGUAUGGCAUCUGGAACAGCACCCUGGAAAUCAGUGCUCGAGAAGAAGCCUUGCACCAAAGCACGUACCAGCGCUACGACGUGGAUGACCCUUUCUCGGUGGAGGAGGGUUUCUCCUACGCCACCGAAGGCGAAAGCCAGGAGAACUGGGGCGGGCCCGCCGAGGACAAAGGCUUCUAUUACCAACAGAUGUCAGAUGCUAAGGCAAACACCCGGACAAGUAGCAAAGCAAAGAGCAAAAGCAAACACAAACAGAACUCAGAGGCCCUGAUUGCAAAUGAUGAGUUAGAUUACUCUCCAGAGUAGGAGUAAACACACAGGAAACGUGUAGACACGAUGGUGAUUUCUUUUCAGUAACUUAACCUGUGGGCUAGAGGGUGAAAACAUUUUUUGGCUCUCAUUUCAAAACUCCAGCCUUCCCCCAGAGUCAGUCCCCAGUCACAGCCCUUCAUUUGCUACUUUUGCUCUUCAGGAUAGUUCUGCUGAAGGGUCUAACCUGGGUUUCGUCACCGAUUCCCUUGUAAAAAAAAAAAAAAAAAAAACUAA
Acinonyx jubatus (cheetah) is the source of this 2960-nucleotide messenger RNA. RefSeq names its product solute carrier family 7 member 14 (gene SLC7A14). Gene Ontology annotation, cellular component: plasma membrane. Gene Ontology annotation, molecular function: amino acid transmembrane transporter activity. The coding region runs from base 405 to 2720 and encodes 771 amino acids. Lineage: Eukaryota; Metazoa; Chordata; Mammalia; Carnivora; Felidae. The record is from RefSeq and is a predicted model, not a curated record. The transcript has 8 exons. Gene Ontology annotation, biological process: transmembrane transport; amino acid transport.